GAAAUUUAAUUUAACUUUUCCUCAUUUAAAUUUUCAAUAAUUCUCCACUUAAAUAGUUUCAACUCGAAAAGCACAAUGCCGAUUUCAUCGGAAGUGAAUUUGGCGGAGGUUUUCUUCAACGAGGAAGACUUGCCGUACGAGGAGGAAAUCCUCCGCAACGCCUAUUCGGUCAAGCACUGGAUGCGCUACGUGGAACACAAACGCAGUGCACCCAAGUUUGUCAUCAACACCGUUUUCGAGCGGGCACUGAAGGAGCUGCCCGGUUCGUACAAAUUGUGGUACAACUAUUUGAAGACCCUGCGGAGGCAGGUCAAGGGCAAGAGCAUCACCGAUCCGGAGUUUGAAGAGGUGAACAACGCCUUCGAACGGGCGUUGGUUUUUAUGCACAAAAUGCCCCGGAUCUGGAUGGACUACUGCACGUUCAUGACCGGACAGUGUCGCAUUACGAGAACGAGGCAGGUUUUCGACAGGGCGUUGAGGGCUCUGCCGAUUACGCAGCACCAGAGGAUCUGGCCGCUGUAUUUGGAAUUUUUAGGAAAGUUUGACAUCCCGGAAACGGCGGUUCGAGUUUGGAGAAGGUAUCUAAAGCUUUGCCCGGAGGACGCCGAAGAGUAUGUGGAGUUUUUGAUCGGGAUUGAACAUCUGGAUGAGGCGGCCCAGCAGUUGGCGAGCAUCGUUGAUAACGAGAACUUCGUUUCCAAGCACGGCAAGUCGAACCAUCAGUUGUGGAACGAGUUGUGCGAGCUGAUAUCGAAGAAUCCGGAUAAGGUACACUCGCUGAAUGUGGAUGCGAUUAUCCGGGGUGGGUUGAGACGGUACACGGAUCAGCUGGGGCAUUUGUGGAAUUCGUUGGCGGAUUACUACGUUCGGAGUGGCUUGUUCGACAGAGCCAGGGACAUCUACGAGGAAGCAAUCCAGACCGUGACGACCGUUCGCGAUUUCAGUCAGGUGUUUGAUGCUUACGCUCAGUUUGAGGAGUUGAGUUUGAGCAAGGUUAUGGAAGAGAUGGCCAAAAAUCCCACCCCGACCGAAGCAGACGAGAUAGAUGUGGAGCUUCUAAUGGCUCGGUUUGAAUAUCUGAUGGAACGUAGAUUACUGCUGUUGAACAGUGUGCUGUUGAGGCAAAAUCCGCACAAUGUGGCAGAAUGGCACAAACGUAUCGAAUUGUAUGAAAGUAAACCGCAUGAGAUAAUCAACACCUACACAGAGGCGGUACAUACGGUGCAGCCAAAGCUGGCUGUCGGGAAAUUGUACACGCUGUGGGUAGAAUUUGCCAAAUUCUACGAAAAGAACAAACAGUUGGAUGAUGCACGGAUCGUUUUCGAGAAAGCCGUCCAAGUCGACUACCUCAAAGUGGACGAACUGGCCAGCGUUUGGUGCGAAUGGGCUGAGAUGGAAAUUCGGGUGGAAAACUUCGACGACGCUCUGAAGAUCAUGCAACGGGCGACUGCCAUGCCUAAGCGAAAGGUAGCCUACCACGACGACACGGAAACGGUGCAGAUGCGAGUCUACAAAUCGCUGAAAUUAUGGUCCUUGUAUGCCGAUUUAGAGGAAUCGUUCGGUACAUUCCAAACUUGCAAGCAAGUUUACGAUCGAAUCAUCGACCUUAAGAUCUGCACUCCGCAGAUCAUCAUCAACUACGGGCUAUUCCUGGAAGAACACAACUACUUCGAGGAAGCAUUCAAAGCCUACGAGAAGGGCAUCUCACUGUUCAAGUGGCCAAACGUGUACGACAUCUGGAAUACUUACCUAACGAAAUUCCUCAAACGCUACGGCGGUCAAAAGCUGGAACGCGCCCGAGAUCUCUUCGAACAGUGCCUGGACGGUUGCCCUCCGGAGCUAGCCAAACAUCUGUAUCUCUUGUACGCCAAGCUCGAAGAAGAUCACGGCCUCGCGCGUCAUGCCAUGGCAGUGUACGAGCGGGCCACGACUGCCGUCAAAGAGGACGAAGCAUUUGCCAUGUUCAACCUCUACAUCAAGAAGGCCGCUGAAAUCUACGGAAUACCUCGGACGCGCCAGAUCUACGAGAAAGCCAUCGAAGCACUGUCGGAAGCCCAAUCCCGCCAAAUGUGUAUGCUAUUUGCCGAGAUGGAGACGAAACUCGGAGAAAUCGAUCGCGCUCGAGCGAUCUACGCUCACUGCAGUCAGAUGUGUGAUCCGCGAAUCACCGCCGAAUUUUGGCAGACGUGGAAGGAGUUUGAAAUUCGUCACGGAAAUGAAGACACGAUGCGGGAAAUGCUACGAAUCAAGCGAUCGAUUCAGGCUACCUACAACACGCAGAUCAACAUGAUGUCGGCCACGUUGAUCAAUUCGGCCGUCACCGGAGCCGGUUCGGAACCGAAGGAUGCCAUGCGAGCGUUGGAGGCGAAGGCGGCGGAAACCAGUGCCAGGGCCAUUGCCGCCGUCGGGGCCAGUGGUGGAAACAUUAUGUUCGUCCGAGGCGAGACCCAGGGUGGAUCGAAGAAAGGCGAUAAGGUGCUCAAUCCGGAUGAAAUCGAUAUCGAUGAGGAUGAAGAGGAGGAAGAUGAAGCGGAAGGUGAGGAAGGCGCAGAAGAGGAGGAUGUCAGCAAGAAGAUGCCCGUGGAGAAACAGGUCAUUCCGGCGAAGCUGUUUGGAAGUUUGCGACGGGAAGAACAGGAGGAGGACGACGAAUAGAAUGAGGAGGUGGUAUGCUUCGAUUA
Ochlerotatus camptorhynchus is the source of this 2681-nucleotide messenger RNA. RefSeq names its product Pre-mRNA-splicing factor SYF1 fand (gene fand). Gene Ontology annotation, molecular function: protein binding. Lineage: Eukaryota; Metazoa; Arthropoda; Insecta; Diptera; Culicidae. Gene Ontology annotation, biological process: mRNA splicing, via spliceosome; generation of catalytic spliceosome for first transesterification step. The transcript is spliced from 2 exons. Bases 76 to 2655 code for a protein of 859 amino acids. The record is from RefSeq and is a predicted model, not a curated record. Gene Ontology annotation, cellular component: post-mRNA release spliceosomal complex; U2-type catalytic step 2 spliceosome; Prp19 complex.